This is a messenger RNA of Acomys russatus (golden spiny mouse), 2311 nucleotides long. RefSeq names its product phospholipid phosphatase 3 (gene Plpp3). The record is from RefSeq and is a predicted model, not a curated record. Lineage: Eukaryota; Metazoa; Chordata; Mammalia; Rodentia; Muridae. Gene Ontology annotation, molecular function: phosphatidate phosphatase activity. The transcript is spliced from 6 exons. Bases 543 to 1481 code for a protein of 312 amino acids. Gene Ontology annotation, biological process: phospholipid metabolic process; phospholipid dephosphorylation; canonical Wnt signaling pathway.
AGUAAGGAGGUCUUUCUCCUCCCCCCUCGCUUUUUAAAGGAGCUCGUGAAAUAUAAGCUCAGAAAACAAACCGAGCGAUCACAGCGGCAGCCCGGGCGGCAGCAGCAGCAGCAGGAGGAGGAGGAGCAGGAGGAGGAGGCAGAGUUGGAGUUGGGCAGACGCCGCGGAGAGCUGCGGGACGCCGCGGAGUUGCAGGGCUCCGCGCUGCUCCAUUCAUUAAGUCGCUGCGGAGGACCGUGGCGGGACGCCCACCGCUACCCACUCGCAAACUCCAGCACGCAAACGCACGCCAGCCGGCCGCGUCCGGGGCAGCACAGCUCUGCAAAAGUUCCUGCUCGGGAUUUGGCUCUCUUCCCCUUGGACUAGCGUACAGUUUGGGGUUGAGAGGAAAGCAGAGGCGCCCAGAGGGGAAACCGAUCCGCGUCUGCAGUUGGAACUACUCGGCCGGGCUGCACUCGGCGCUGCCGCGUCCCUAACCCGCAGACCCGCUCCAGAGCAGCGGCACCUCGCAGCGCCGGGGGAGGCUUCCCGUAGCCAGCGCCAUGCAGAGCUACAAGUACGACAAGGCGAUCGUCCCAGAGAGUAAGAACGGCGGCAGCCCGGCGCUCAACAACAGCCCGAGGAAGGGCGGCAGCAAGCGGGUGCUGCUCAUCUGCCUCGACCUCUUCUGCCUCUUCAUGGCAUCUCUGCCCUUCCUCAUCAUCGAGACAAGCACCAUUAAGCCUUACCGUCGAGGGUUUUACUGCAAUGAUGAGAGCAUCAAGUACCCCGUGAAAGUCAGCGAGACUAUAAAUGAUGCUGUGCUCUGCGCGGUGGGGAUUGUCAUCGCCAUCCUGGCGAUCAUCACAGGGGAGUUCUACCGGAUCUAUUACCUCAAGGAGAAGUCCCGAUCCACCAUUCAGAACCCUUACGUGGCCGCUCUCUAUAAGCAAGUGGGCUGCUUCCUUUUUGGCUGUGCCAUUAGCCAGUCCUUCACAGACAUCGCCAAAGUGUCCAUCGGUCGCCUGAGGCCUCACUUCCUGAGCGUCUGUGACCCUGAUUUCAGUCAGAUCAACUGCUCCGAGGGCUACAUUCAUAACUACAGGUGCAGAGGAGAAGAGAGCAAAGUACAGGAGGCCAGGAAGUCCUUCUUCUCAGGCCACGCCUCCUUCUCCAUGUUCACGAUGCUGUAUCUGGUGCUAUACCUACAGGCCCGCUUCACCUGGCGAGGGGCCCGCCUGCUCCGACCCCUGCUGCAGUUCACAUUGCUCAUGAUGGCCUUCUACACGGGCCUGUCACGUGUCUCUGACUACAAACACCACCCCAGCGAUGUCCUGGCCGGAUUCGUCCAAGGAGCCCUGGUGGCCUGCUGCAUAGUGUUCUUUGUGUCUGACCUCUUCAAGACUAAGCCUACGCUCUCGCUGCCUGCCCCUGCUAUCAGGAGGGAGAUCCUGUCACCUGUGGACAUCAUCGACAGGAACAAUCACCAUAACAUGGUGUAGGUGCCGCGGGCCUCCGGAGCGGCUCCCCUGAAGUGACUGCUGGACAGCAUGAACCUGCUGCUCGCCAAUCUCAUCAGACAGUAGAAUGUAGGGAAAAGCUUUUUGCCCAAUGGGAUUUUGAAAACAUGUAAAGGAAAAAAAAAAAAGCCUUAUCUCGUGGCCUUCCAAAAUAGGUUGUUAGCCUGUGUGGGGACAACACUUCCGGAGCCUUUGAGUUCUGGCUGUGCAGCUGGGUGAGUAGUGUUCAUGUUUGAGUGAGCACCGCCUUGUCCAGGAGCAAAACACUAGAAUCACUGAGCAGAGGCUGUCGUCACCUUUUGUGUGUGACCCAAGAAAUCCCUGGCCAGCGAGAACAGCUGAAGCUCCUCUGUAGCUCACAAGGCUCAAACCGGCACCAAUUUAGCCACUCUGCCCGCCCCACUCUACUGUGACUUUGGUUCAAGGAAGUUUUGUGUUUUGAAGUCCUGGCCAUGAGCACAUUUGCUUAGUCAAAUGGUCAGAUUCUGAAUCCGAGUCCCAAGCAAGCCCCAAGGCCUCUGGCAUCUCCCCUUCCCCAGGUUACAGCCCCUCACCUUUUUAGAGAUUAGGAGACCCUUUGUGGAAGAGCGAACUUCACAAAUAGCACAAUUUCAGAAGACACCAAGGGUGUCUUUUUUCUAGCACACCACACUGUGACAUGGGACUGCCAUCGCAGGAGCAGUCACCGGCACUUGUAUGUGUAGAAACACCUUAGACUUCGGUUACUGCUACUCCCCUUGAGGUCCUUGCUGGGUGCCUACAGGGAUUUCAUGUGAGGGCCAGGGUGAGCCCAGGCGCUGUCGGCCUUUCGC